Molecule: messenger RNA, 1345 nt
Organism: Colletes gigas
Lineage: Eukaryota; Metazoa; Arthropoda; Insecta; Hymenoptera; Colletidae
Product: arginine-glutamic acid dipeptide repeats protein-like
Exons: 5
Coding region: 368-1156 (262 amino acids)
Biological process (GO): negative regulation of transcription by RNA polymerase II
Cellular component (GO): nucleoplasm
Molecular function (GO): transcription corepressor activity; histone deacetylase binding
Source: RefSeq, a predicted model, not a curated record
CGAUUUUCAGUUUCGACAUUGCGUGCCGCGUCCCGAAAGAAACUUCGGAUCUCUUCGCGGAGGAAUUGAAAGAUCAGCGAAAUUUACGACAAAAGAUCGCGGUUCUGUUCGUCAUUUCGAUCGAAAUUUAUUAUUUCUUUGGAGUACGUGACUUCGCGUCUCAGCGAGAUUUCGGUACGGGGUUCUCGCUUCAUCUGGCGUCCAUCUUCCUCAGAAGGGUCCUUAGAGAGAGAAAGCGAGAGGGAAUUGACUACCCUCUUUCUGAAGGGUGGUUGUUGCGGGUCAUAUAAACCUGGCACGAAGAUUAACCUGAUCAUACGGGGGCCCCCUGCCUUGGAAGCAUCGUCCACACCUGGAAAAAGGCUUAAUGGGCGUUCACGAGGCUGAAGGAAAGGUCACUUUGAGCUGCACCAUGGGCUACGAGCCUGAAAUCACGAACGAGAGGUAUUUGAAGGGGAUCGCCGAUAUCCCAGAGUGUCGAGGACAGAUCAAUCUGGACGUCGAUUACAGAGACUUCCCAGAGGAGAAGAUCUGGAGCCCGAGGGAGGAGGUGAACGAAUGGGUUCCACUUUACGUCUUCAUGGCUCGUUCCGUUCUCACGUUCGUCCAAGAAAAACAUGGUAUCUCCAAUCGAGAAGCCAUGGAGAACUCCUGCACCGGUUACGCGGAACAAUACAUCACCGACAUCCUACACGACUCGGAAUAUAUACCGGAAGUCGCCCUGAAGACCGUCCUCACGAAAGAGUUGCCACGAAAACUGGUAGCGAGAUGGACCAGCGAAGAAAUCGAACUGUUCAUCCAAGGGAUCGUCAGACACGGAAAGAACUUUGCGAAGAUCCAGAAGGAUCUACUGCCCCGGAAGGACACCAAGGAUAUCGUGGACUUCUAUUAUGCAUGGAAAUGGUCAGAGUCGGCGAAGCAGCUGAGGAACUACCGACGUCGACGUCGCCCGACGACCAAGCGACGCGUACCGUCAAUUGGCUGUAUUUUCGGUGAACUAUCGACCCCGAGAAUCGUCACACGCAGCGCGACCGCCGCCUCCAGGAUGUCCUCCCUCCGCAAGACCGAGGAGAGCCAGUUCCUGGACCUUGCAAAGUCCACCAGAAGCUCGAGCUUCGUCACGAAGAGAAAACGAAACUCGCUCGUGAUUCGAUGACGCGAGUUACAGAUAGGGGUAACACCCGUCUUCCAGUCAAUAUUUAAUAGAGGUUCCUAUUUCGCGUACAUCUAAAUACACGGGUACCCAUGUGCUUCUUAAUAAAAAUUUGACAAUUGCAAUGCCACUAUCAAUAAUGGUACAUUUCCUCUGGGUUCAGAGGAUCGUUGUUCUUUAGCAAUCGUACAA